This is a messenger RNA of Tripterygium wilfordii, 785 nucleotides long. RefSeq lists its product as uncharacterized. The record is from RefSeq and is a predicted model, not a curated record. NCBI's taxonomy places the organism in Eukaryota, Viridiplantae, Streptophyta, Magnoliopsida, Celastrales, Celastraceae. The transcript has 2 exons. The coding region runs from base 116 to 673 and encodes 185 amino acids.
UCCAAGACAACCACAUAUAUAGACUAUAGUUCAUAGUCUCCAAGAACGUAAGACUAAGGUCUUCUUUAUCUUCUUCUUCUUCUUCUUUCUCUCUUCUGCUGAUAAUUAUCUGAAGAUGGGUGAUCUAACAAUGAAGCAAAUCAAUGUUGAUGAAGAUCUACAUAGCUAUUGGUUGACCAAAAUGAAAGAUGACCAUCAUGAGUCGAUUUCCUCUGAAUCCUCCAUGGAAGAAGCUUCAACAAAAUCAUUUGAAUCAUCUUCAUCAUUGGAUUUAGCAGAGGAUGCAACAUCUUCAAUCACAUCGAAUUCAUCACAAUCAUCAUCAAAUGGUCCUCUAUAUGAAUUAUCUGAGCUCAUGACCCAACUCCCCAUCAAGAGGGCUGGACUCUCAAAGUAUUAUCAAGGGAAAUCAGAGUCUUUUACAUCUCUGGAUAGAGUCCAAAGUGUAGAAGAUCUUGCAAAGAAAGAGUCUGCUUAUAGUUACAGAAUAAAAAUGAAGUCUUCCAAGAGCUAUGGAGGUGAUUUAGAUGCUAAAAAGUAUCAUGGUCCCAAAGCCACCAUAUCAAAGAAGAUCUCAAGAGGUUCCUUUACUUCUUCUUCUUUGUUAGGUAAGAGAAGCUUGUUAGGUUGCAGACCUUCCAUUCAUGUACAGAAAAGAACUUGUAAUACCUAACAAUACCAAGAGAACUUUGCAUGUUUUUGGUACAUCAUUACAUUUUAGGCUUCACCAUUUCAUUGUUUUAAGCAACUAACAUAUUAAUUAACACAUGAUGAUUGAUGAUUGA